UUCGAAACUGUUGAGAUUGGGACUGAUUUCAGCCUCUGCUCCGGGAGGCUCUCCAGAGCUGCCUGACCUCCCAGAGCCAUGCAGAAGGCCUCCCACAAAAACAAAAAAGAAAGAGGAGUCAGCAUCAAGGUCAAAACAUCUGUACACAACUUGAGCAAAACACAGCAGACCAAACUCACUGUGGGCAGGCUGGGAUUAGGCCUCAUCAUCAUCCAGCAUGGACCCUACCUCCAGAUCACCCACCUCAUCAGGAAGGGGGCUGCAGCCAACGACGGGAAACUUCAGCCAGGUGAUGUUCUGAUUAGUGUUGGCUAUGCCAAUGUGUUAGGAUAUACUCUUCGAGAAUUUUUACAGCUUUUGCAACAUAUCACCGUUGGAACAGUGCUACAAAUCAAGGUUUACAGAGAUUUUAUUAACAUUCCUGAAGAAUGGCUAGAAAUAUAUGAUUUAAUCCCGGAGGCCAAAUUCCCAGUAACAAGCACACCAAAGAAAAUGGAGCUGGCAAAAGAUGAAUCUUUCACAAGCAGUGAUGAUAAUGAAAAUGUAGAUUUAGAUAGAAGACUUCAAUAUUAUAGAUAUCCGUGGUCAACUGCGCAUCACCCUGCAAGGAGACCAAUAUCCAUCUCCAGAGACUGGCAUGGAUAUAAGAAGAAGAACCAUACUAUUAGUGUAGGAAAAGACAUUGAUUGUGACGUGAUGAUUCACAGAGAUGAUAAGAAAGAAGUGAAGGCGCCUUCUCCAUACUGGAUAAUGGUGAAGCAAGACAAUGAAACCUCUUCCUCCUCUACUUCCUCUACCUCAGAUGCAUUUUGGCUGGAAGAUUGUGCCCAAGUUGAAGAGGGUAAAGCCCAACCGGUAUCAAAGUUUGGUUAGCAAAUCUGUGGUCAUAUGAGCAUUUACCUUGCAGACACCCAAGUUUUGUGCCUCACCAGGCACAAGUUUGCUAUACUUAUCAAGGACUGUCUGUAGACUCACUAAUUCUCUUCUCUUAUGACUGCAUUAUUAAGCCUUUAGAGAUGUUCUUCAAUAGGAUUAUCUAAAUACUUCCCUGGGUUCUUGCAGGCCUUGCAAAUCUUAUUUUCAGAAUAAGACCCUUCUUUCUGAGAAGAAUUUCUUUUCUUUUCUUUUAGAAAAUGCAGUAGAGAAAUCCAGUAUCAGAAUGUCUGAACAUAGUAGAGAAUGUCACUUUAUUAAACACCACACUUUUCUUUAAAUAUUUAGUUUCUCUCUUUUUUUUGGUAAACUUCAAGUACUAUAAUUAAAAUAAGAGACAUA
Messenger RNA from Macaca mulatta (Rhesus monkey), 1275 nucleotides. It is a transcript of the gene PDZD9, whose product is annotated as PDZ domain containing 9. Gene Ontology annotation, molecular function: protein binding. Lineage: Eukaryota; Metazoa; Chordata; Mammalia; Primates; Cercopithecidae. The record is from RefSeq and is a predicted model, not a curated record.